CAUCGCCGGAUUAUAGCGACUAUGACCAAGCAACUUUACCAUUGCAGCUUCGAGAUUCACGGCCAUGUGCAGGGAGUCCACUUCCGCAGAUGUACGGAGCGAAAAUCCAAGGAGUUGGGCUUACGCGGCUGGGUCAUGAAUACGGAACAGGGCACUGUAAAAGGCGAAAUACAGGGGAAUGCCGAACAGUUGCAGCAAAUGAAACGAUGGCUACAGAUAAAUGGCAGUCCUCGGUCCCGUAUCGACAAGGCAUCGUUUAGUGAUCUGCGCAAAAUCUCCAAGUUUCAUUUCGAUAACUUCACCAUACGCAAGCAUCCACCAAUCAAUUUAACCAACAUGAAUUCAUCCUAAUUCAAAUAUGAAAUAAAUUCUUUGAAUUUGUCCGAAGAA
Messenger RNA from Scaptodrosophila lebanonensis, 390 nucleotides. Its product is annotated as acylphosphatase-2-like. The coding region runs from base 22 to 351 and encodes 109 amino acids. The transcript has a single exon. The record is from RefSeq and is a predicted model, not a curated record. NCBI's taxonomy places the organism in Eukaryota, Metazoa, Arthropoda, Insecta, Diptera, Drosophilidae. Gene Ontology annotation, molecular function: acylphosphatase activity.